Messenger RNA from Oncorhynchus kisutch (coho salmon), 6406 nucleotides. RefSeq names its product rho GTPase-activating protein 22. Gene Ontology annotation, molecular function: GTPase activator activity. Gene Ontology annotation, biological process: activation of GTPase activity; signal transduction. Gene Ontology annotation, cellular component: focal adhesion. The coding region runs from base 230 to 2593 and encodes 787 amino acids. NCBI's taxonomy places the organism in Eukaryota, Metazoa, Chordata, Actinopteri, Salmoniformes, Salmonidae. The transcript has 11 exons. The record is from RefSeq and is a predicted model, not a curated record.
UCUGCAUUUCGUACCACUGUCUCCGAGCUGUGUGUUUCUUUCUGUGUGUGUGGAUGCCUAUGUGUAUGUAGGUCUGUGUGUGUGUCUCCUAUCUCCACAGGGAGCUAUUGAGGACUGAAAGGCGUCUCUCUCUCUCUGUCUGAGAUGACGUGGCAGCAUUCCAGAUAGUGGUACCGAGCAGUAGACAGAUGGAGUAGUGUCUGUGAUUAACCAUUCCAAGACUCUACCCAUGGACAGACAGAGAAGAGACUCAGCCCGCUCUAAGAGCAUGGUGCUGGGCCGCUGCAGUUCUCCUCUAGGCCAGGAGAUGACGUUGAAGGCCGGCUGGCUGAAGAGACAGAGGAGCAUCAUGAGGAACUGGCAGCUGCGGUGGUUCGUUCUCCACACUGAAGCACUGUACUUCUAUAAGGACCAGGAUGAGACUAAACCUCAGGGAUGCAUCAUUCUCCAGGGCAGUCAGGUCAGUGAGCUGUCGGCCAAUCAGGAUGAAGCUGGUCGCCACCUGUUUGAGAUUGGACCAGGAGGCAGUGGAGAGAGGGAUCGUUCAGGUCUGAGCGAGUCUUUCCUGUUGAUGGCUAAGUCUCAGAGUGACAUGGAGGAAUGGGUCAGAGCCAUACGAAGAGCUAUAUGGGCCCCGCUAGGAGGAGGUAUUUUUGGGCAGCAUUUAGAGGAGACAAUGCAGUGUGAGAGUGGGUGUGGCAGCAGCAGCAAGCCUCUGGUGCCUCUGCUGGUGCAGCAGUGUGUGUGUUUUAUACACCAGCACGGCCUAACGGAGGAGGGGCUGUUCAGAAUGCCUGGACAGACCAAUCACGUACGAGAGCUGCAAGACGCCUUUAACUGCGGGGAGAAACCACUGUUUGGCAGUAACACUGAUGUCCACACGGUGGCGUCCCUGCUGAAGCUGUACCUCAGAGAGCUGCCAGAGCCUGUGGUGCCUUUCAACAAAUACACAGAGUUCCUCUCCACUGCUCAGCUCCUGGCCAAGGACCAGGAGGAGGGGAUCCUUGAGCUGGGCAGGCAGUUGAAGAGUCUUCCUCAGGUCAACUACAACCUUCUCAGAUACGUCUGCAGAUUCCUAGAUGAGGUCCAGUCCCACUCAAGUCAGAACAAGAUGAGUGUUCAGAACCUGGCCACUGUGUUCGGGCCCAACAUCUUCCGACCCAAGAUGGAAGACCCACAAAUCAUGAUGGAGGGUAGUUCCCAGGUGCAGCACCUGAUGACUGUACUGAUCAGUGAACACUCUCGUCUGUACCAGGGGCAGGCAGAGACUCCCAGGGAGGACCAAUCUGCCCCUUCUCCAACUCCCUAUCCCCGGGUCCCCCCGAUUCAGCGCUGUAGGGUGGAAUGGCUCUCACAGGAGGACAUCCUGCCCCCCAACCCCGCCAAGGACUAUCCAUCCCUGGAACAGACCCCUAACACUCCAAGUCAGGAUCCACUUCAACCCCUCCCGACCUCCGCAGUGUCCUCUCUUGACACUGACCGCCCUGGAUCAACCCCCAAGGAAAGAACAGAGGGAGAUUCUGAGGGAAUGAAUGGUGGAAGAACAGAAGAAAAGACGGAGAGAAAGAGUGAAGGAAAGAGCGAAAUAAAACUCUCGGGUGGUAGUGGCGCAGACCUCGGCCCCAGUAAACAGUCCAAAAGCCAGUCUUCAUGGAGGUCCUCUUUGAAGGGUAGGUCCGGGUCAGGGGGAGUAAGGGGGAAGUUGGGGGGGUCAGCAGUUGAUGUGUCGACAGUCACCGGAGGCCACUGGCUGAUGAAUGGCCUGACGUCCUUCCGGAGUCACCGACGGACCGCUUCGACUGGCGAACGACUCAAAGAGUCCUCGCUUUGCCUGAAAGAGACACAUAUAGAUUCUCUGCUAGACUCAUAUACUGAGUCCUCUUUGUCACUAAAAGUCUCCCAAAGAAGCACGCUAAAAGACUCAUCUCCUUUACAUAUAGACUCCUCCUGUUCUACUAUAGUCUCCUCCUGUCCCAAUAUAAAGCCCUCCCAAUCUGUCAGAAACUCCCCCCAUUCCAACAGGCUCUCGACCUAUGACAACGUUAAUGUCACUCCCUGCAGUCUGAGUUUGCCCAUUGGCAGCCGCUCCCCCUGGACCUCUUGUGAGAUCCCAUUGGCUGAAUCUACAGGAAGUGAGCACGGGACACUGAUUUCUGGUUUAGGGUCAGGGCAGUCUGUGGCAGGGCCCUCGAUACCUGGGGACAGUAGCUCUCCUCUAGAGCUGUGUGUGAGCAGCGCUGACUGGAAUGAGGGUGACCCUGGGGAUGGCAUCACAGGUCAGAGGUCAGGGGUCAAUGAGGGUCUGUUCAGCCUGGUGACGGAGUUGAAGGAGGAGCUGAGGAGACAGAGGAUCAGCUAUGAGACACACAUAAACAAGUUAGAGGAUUCGUGUUCAGGUCUUCGUCUCCAGUCUGGUCGUUUAGAAGAGGAUCUAGGCCAGGAGAAGAAGAGGUUAUUCAUGUUAGAGAUCCAACUGGGGAACUCGGAACGCGCAAGGCAUGAUGCUGAGACUCGGAAUGUUCUCCUGCAGAAAGAGAUGGAAGAGUUAUUUGCUACACUGGGGAACCUGACCACUGGCACAGAUACCAGCUAGACCUGAGCAGACAGCAUUAGCCCACCGAGCAAAAGCCUACAAACUGGGCACAAACUGAAUGACUCACUGUUGUUUCAACAUGAUAUGUCAACGUAUAGCGACAUGGAAUUUAUGUGAAAAAUGCAUUAGAUUUGAAAAAAGUAAUGAACUUAAAAUGUUGUUUUGAGGGUGAUAUUUCAAACACGGGAUUAUCAUCAUGGUAACCAAAUUUCAACAUAGACAAACCUUGUAUCAAAUAUGUUGAACUUGUACCUUUAAGAAAACAUCAGAUCUUCAACCUUAUAUCCACAAUAAUAAAAAUAACUAUAGGCUGGGCAGCACCUCCUACUGGAUAAUGUAUCUAUAGCUACCCUUUGGUCUCCCAUCCAGGGUUUUAACCAAGCCUAGCCCUGCGUAACUAUGAUAUUUGUCACUAACUAUCACCAAUGUUCUAUUGCGAGAAUGAUUGUUAAGAGAUCUCCACUUAUUCCACAAACUGGAAUUAAAGCCAGACUAAAUCAGUGGCACAGAUGGAACUAUCCAAGCAGAAGACACAUCUCCUUCAAAUGUUGAUAUUUGGUUGUGUUGACAACCAAACACAAUUCAAUGUCACUUUUGAAAUACUAUAAAUAGCCUAUAAACUUCGACAAAUUGUAUGUUGGAUUCACUUCUCUAACUCAACCAAAAAUAAAAGUUAAAGAAUAGGAUUAAGCCAGUGGCUCAGACGCAACUAUCCAAGAAGUAGAUACAUCUCCUAACACAAUUCAAUAUGGGCCCGAUUCAGAUGUAGGAAAGGCGUAUAUUUCCUACGCACGCCUUUCCUACACACUUCUCAGUAGUUCCAAUUCAGACUUACCUUAUGCAGGUGUGUAAAGGGCUUUGAAGGUGUGGUUCCCUUGCACACUCAGAAUAAAUGUAAUUCGACUGCUGAAAACCCUCCCACUUGCUAGCUAACAUAUUUUCUUGUGGAGCUUUCAUUGAAUAGGGUUUUCAGUACAGUACCCCUUUAAAUUAGGUGUACCUUUUAAUUAGAAUUUUCUCAACAGACUCACUAGAAUAUACAGUGCCUUCGGAAAGAAUUCAGAGCCCUUGACUUUUUACACAUUUUGUUACGUUACAGCCUUCUUCUAAAAUUGAUUAAAUAGUUUUUUUCCCUCAUCAGUCUACACACAAUAUCCCAUAAUGACAAUGCAAAAAAAAAAAGUUUUGUGCAAAUUUACACAAGUAUUCAGACCCUUUACUCAGUACUUUGUUGAAGCACCUUUUGCAGCGAUUACAGCAUCAAUUAUUCUUGGGUAUGACGCUACAAACUUGGCACACCUGUAUUUGGGGAGAUUCUCCCAUUCUUCUCUGCAGAUCCUCUCAAGCUCUGUCAGGUUGGAUGGGAAGAGUCACUGCACAGCUAUUUUCAGGCCUCUCCAGAGAUCGGGUUCAAGUCCGGGCUCUGGCUGGGCCACUCAGGGACAUUCAGAGACUUGUCCCGAAGACCCUCCUGUAAUUGCCUUGAAUAUGUGCUUAGGCUCUGAGGUCCUGAGCUCUCUGGAGUAGGUUUUCAUCAAGGAUCUCUCUGUACUUUGCUCUGUUCAUCUUUGCCUCGAUCCUGACUAGUCUCCCAGACACUGCCGCUGAAAAACAUCCCCACAGCAUGAUGCUGCCACCCCCAUGCUUCACCGUAGGGAUGGUGCCAGGUUUCCUCCAGAUGUGAUGCUUGGCAUUCAGACCAAAGAGUUCAAUCUUGGUUUCAUCAGACCAGAGAAUCUUGUUUAUCUUGGUCUGACCGUCUUUAGGUGCCUCUUGGCAAACUCCAAGUGGGCUGUCAUGUGCCUUUUAAUGAGGAGUGGCUACCAUCUGGCCACUCUACCAUAAAGGCCUGAUUGGUGGAGUGCUGUAGAGAUGGUUGUCCUUGUGGAAGAUUCUCCCAUCUCCACAGAAAAACUCUAGAGCUCUGUCAGAGUGACCAUCGCGUUCUUGGUCACCUCCCUGACCAAGGCCCUUCUCCCCCGAUUGCUCAGUUUGGCCGGGCGGCCAGCUCUAGGAAGAGUCUUGGUGGUUCCAAACGUCUUCCAUUUAAGGAUGAUGGAGGCCACUGUGUUCUUGGGUACCUUCAAUGCUGCAGACAUUUUUUGGUACCCUUCCCCAGAUCUGUGCCUCGACACAAUCCUUUCUCUGAGCUCUACAGACAAUUCCUUCAACCUCAUGGCUUGAUUUUUGCUCUGACAUGCACUGUCAACUGUGGGACUGUAUAUAGACAGGUGUGUGCCUUUCCAAAUCAUGUCCAAUCAGUUGAAUUUACCACAGGUGGAUUACAAUCAAGGAUGAUCAAUGGAAACAGGAUGCACCUGAGCUCAAUUUCGAGUCUCAUAACAAAGGGUCUGAUUACUUAUGUAAAUAAGGUAUUUCUACUUUUUAUAUUUUAUAAAUGUGCAAAAAAAAUUCAUUGUUUUCGCUUUGUCAUUAUGGGUUAAUGUGUGAUUGCUGAGGAUUCUUUUUUGCAUUUAGAAUAAGGCUGAAACUUAACACAAUGUGGAAAAAGUCAAGAGGUCUGAAUACUUUGCGAAGGCACUGUAUGUAGAGAACGGUUCAGAAAAUUAGGGAUCAUUUAUUUAUUUUACCUUUAUUUAACUAGGCAAGUCAGUUAAGAAUAAAUUCUUAUUUUCAAUGACGGCCUAGGAACAGUGGGUUUACUGCCUGUUCAGGGGCAGAACGACAGAUUUGUACCUAGUCAGCUCAGGAUUUGAACUUGCAACCCUUCGGUUACUAGUCCAACACUCUAACCACUAGGCUACCCUGAAAGCCAUGUAAAUAUGUCUCAUUUUCAGCAUCUAUUGGUAUAUUUAAAAUGCUCUGAUCUUGUAUUAUUUAGGGUUAGGAAAAAAAACUGUGUAGAGCCUUUACGCGCAAAAUAAUGGUGAAUAAAACAAGAUAACAUUUUCCCACGUGAAAACCUCUCACAUGUAAAUAUUUUAAUUGGUAGAUUCAUGUGAAAACUUUUACAUGUGAUUGUUUUUCACGUGAACUUGCAAUUCCACAUGUGAAAGUGAGAAUUUAAUGUGAAAUAUUUGAAACUCCAAAUUCAUGUGAUUUUUUUUACAUGUGAUUGUUUGCAAUUUCCACACGUGAAAGUGAAUCUAAUUUGCAUUCUCAUGUAAGAAAACUCCACAUUUACUCCAAUGUUUGUAAACAAAGUAAAUGUAAACAAACCAUAUAUAACCUAAAAACAUGCUUUAACAUGCUAUAAUAUUGAAAUCAUGGAUGGUCAGUUCUUGCAGCCAUAGCGUAGUCUAUGGAUUUGAGAGCAGUUGCAUUUCUCCAGCCCCAGGCCUUACAUUUUUUUGCAAAACUGUGGUAGGGAUCACACUUAUUUCAUGUUUAAAUUAAGGAUUGCCACUUUAAACACCUUUAAUAGAGUAGUAGUGCCAUUAUAUGGUGCAAUCCUCUAGUGAGUGAGUUACUUUUGUGCCAUUAGUAUCAAGCAAAACUGAAGUCGAGAAGAAAAGUGUUAUUGUUGCAAACAAAAAUAAAGAUAUUGAAAGCAAAACAAAAUAUUGCAAGGAAAACAUUUUUAAUGCGAGAGCAAUUAAUUGUAAAUGGAUGCAAAAAAGUGUUUUCAGUUUAAAAAAAAUUGAUAAUACAAUUAAAUAAAACAUCUCCCUCUUUCCUGCAAUUUUCCCUAUCUUUAAUUGUUAACCUGGCCUUUUUUCCGGUUCUGGUUUGCUGCUGAAGCUAAGUAGGGUUGGUCCUGUUCAGUCCCUGGAAGUGGUGUCCGAAAACCAAGUCAGAAUCAUGAACAUUUCACAUGUAAAACAAAUAAAUAAAAUAUAUAUGUGAUUUGUU